This is a messenger RNA of Blumeria graminis f. sp. triticale, 891 nucleotides long. Lineage: Eukaryota; Fungi; Ascomycota; Leotiomycetes; Helotiales; Erysiphaceae. The record is from the annotation of a GenBank genome assembly.
AUGAAAGCUGACCUUGACACUAACGUAUUUUCUAAAAUCACAAACUUCUGGAAAGUUUUUUUCGAAAAUAAGGGUUGGUGUGAACAGACUUCUCGCAUUUGGGAAAGCUACCAAAAGUACGAGAAGGCUAAGAAGAAGAAACAAGCAAAGGAGCUAAAGAAAGAGAAGAUUCCGAAAGUACACAUGGAAGAGACCGAGGUAUGGGACUGGCUCAAUUUCUUCAGUGAAACAUUUUUGGAUCAGCUUAAAGGCCCUUUACCAGAACCAUCGAAGGAUUAUCCUAUCGUCAUCGAAGAGCCGUACUUCCAGCUGAAAGGACAGUAUUGUCGGACAAAAUCCACAAGACGCGCACCACAAUCAAUCGGCAAGACCCAAUUUGAUUUCCCUGUCAAAAGCAUCGACUUCUCUAAGGAGGGUCCUGCUGAUUGGGGAAAAGUAAAGGCACUGGGUGAGCUUGCCAUAUCACCUGGUGAAAACCUAAGGAAAAUAAAAUUUGUACAAUUAUCAAGGUCAGUUCGAGAGGUCUUUUGCGCUCAGCCAUUGAGACGGUUCUUACACGGUUUCUGCUUGUUUGAAGAAGAUUUUGAGCUCGAGCUUUUUGAUCGCUCAGGUGCUUACAACUCAGGCCCAAAAAAUAUUGUUCGUAACAAGAAGUUGUUUGUUCGAGCAAUAAGCUCGUACCUACUGAUGAGCGAUGAAGAACUUGGCUGCGAUAUGUCUAUUCUCCAUCAUGGAGAAGAUAAAUUUGUCCAGUUUCCCAAAAUUGGAAAAGAUCCAGGCCAAUCAUUUGAGAUCAAGUCUAACCCUAUUGUACAACCAAUGAGACUGAUCACUCGAGGCAAGACCUGCUAUGAGACAAAAGACGAAUUAAAAGUGAUCAAGUACUCGUGA